Messenger RNA from Camellia sinensis, 915 nucleotides. The record is from RefSeq and is a predicted model, not a curated record. NCBI's taxonomy places the organism in Eukaryota, Viridiplantae, Streptophyta, Magnoliopsida, Ericales, Theaceae.
AUGUCUUAUGUUCAACCCAACAUGGUCUCAAACUCGAACUUUGACGAGGAUCAAUGGGUUAUUCAAAUUCGUCGAACCCUAGACGAAGAGCUCGAAGACGGCACUGAAAUCCCUGUCAGCAUCUUCAAUGUCCCCAAAACCCUAAUGGUUGGUGAUCCGGAUUGUUACAUUCCACAAGAAGUAGCAUUAGGUCCUUACCAUUACUGGCGUCCUGAGUUGUAUGAGAUGCAAAGAUACAAGCUUGUUGCAGCUAAAACAACACAAAGGCAACUUCAAAACAUCAAGUUUCACCACCUAGUCGACCAACUAAUGACGUCCGAGGCAAUGAUUCGAGCUUCAUACCAUAAGUACCUGGAUAUCAAUGGUGAAACCUUGGCAUGGAUGAUGGCCGUUGACGCAUCAUUCUUGCUUGAGUUCCUUCAAAUCUAUGCUAUCAAGGAAGGUAAAGCGUGCAUGCUAACAAGAAUUUCAUCCAGUAUGUCACAUUUUCUUGAUAUUGAAAGGAGGAAAUCAGCACAUAAUGCCAUUCUUAGAGAUAUGGUGAUGCUUGAGAAUCAAAUCCCACUAUUUUUGCUAAGGACGAUGUUGGAAUUUCAAUGUUCGUCAUUAGACUUGGCUGAUCAAUUGUUGCUCUCCAUGUUAAUGGGGUUCUGUAAAGAGCUUUCUCCGUUUAAGAUGAUCAAACAAUUGCCUAAUUUUGAUCAAGUUACGAAUUGUGCACACUUGCUAGACCUUCUAUACCGUGUGAUCUUGCCAAAAUGGGAACAAGAAUUCGAUGUUAACACUGAUGAAGUUGAUGAUCAAACUGAAGUUAAAGAGAGCAACGAAAGAUCCUUUGGGAAGUCAGUUUAUGUCAGACAACUUCUCGAUGCAAAAAAAGCCCUAUGGAGGACGGACACAGAGAGAGAGAAUUAG